This is a messenger RNA of Coccidioides immitis RS, 694 nucleotides long. RefSeq lists its product as uncharacterized. Lineage: Eukaryota; Fungi; Ascomycota; Eurotiomycetes; Onygenales; Onygenaceae. The record is from RefSeq and is a predicted model, not a curated record. The coding region runs from base 176 to 529 and encodes 117 amino acids. The transcript is spliced from 2 exons.
CCCACAUACUUAUCCAGCCGUCAGACACCCCCUCAACUCUACGCUCGCCCGAAGAGAUAAUCUCGUCCUCUCCGCCGGAAGACGCUCUACUCUUUCUGCCUUGAGUGUUAUUUUUGAACCAAAAGUUUUUUGAGCCUACAAUAACUACGCUAACGCCCUGCCGGCCGCCGCUCCAAUGGAGAGUUCAUCUCGGCUUCUCAAGACGCAGAUUCCGCCAGACUGGACAGAUAACCCAGUGAAUAUGGACAACGAUCGCUACUGGAAGCAGCCAUCCGGUGAAGGCCUGCCAAUGGCUAAAGAAUACGGGCUGAACGUGUCCAAGAUCAAGGGAAUCAUAUGCAGCUCCCAAAUUUCCGGCGAGUCCAUGUACAUGUUCGAGUAUGAGGGAAAAUACUACCUCUGGAACCAGAUUGAGCAGUCAGUCUGGCAGAUCGUCAGCCCGACGAAUCUGCAGGAUAUUUUGGUGGAGAUGGCCAAGGAAUCGGGCAGCACCAUGAAGAUGAAGGAGUUGGACCCGGCUGGAAGCUAAAGUGUUUGGGAGAGUCCGUUGCCUGCAUAACUAGUUCGCUAUGGAUAUAUUGUGCAGAUACGUAACAAACCCAUGAGUUUCCAAGCGCCUAUCGGACAGACGCUUUCCGCUCUAAUCCAGGGUUUACUCUCUGCGUCGCAUGCUGCAAUCCAUAAGCUUGUAAGC